Messenger RNA from Coffea arabica (coffee), 2808 nucleotides. NCBI's taxonomy places the organism in Eukaryota, Viridiplantae, Streptophyta, Magnoliopsida, Gentianales, Rubiaceae. The record is from RefSeq and is a predicted model, not a curated record.
CAAAUACUGCUCUCUUGCAAACUUCCAGCAACUACCACAACGGUACCAGGUACCAUUCUCUUCUCCCCAUUUAAAUAUAUGUUUUUUCUGAUCUUAAUCACUAGAAUUUUCUAUGCGGCUUAGACUGUUUGACUGCAUGAAAUCAGUGCUUUAAUUUGGAAUGGUACGUUCUUGUUUCUUGUUCGCAAGGCAUCUGAAAGUGACGUCUAGUUUUAGCUGAUCAUCCUCCUAGUGCUACAUGAUUGUUUUAGCUUUGAUUAAAGGGUGGUUUGGAUUUUGUUUGUUAAUUUUCAGUACCCGCAAUUGCAUAUUUGGUAAAAUAAAUAUGUUUCAGAAGGAUAUUUGGGUUAAAUUUUGUUUUUGACUUUGGAGGAGCUUACCUCAAUGGGAAAUUGUUGUGCUCUCCUAAAAUCUAUUGUGGGUUUUGCCAACGAGGUAGACAUAUACUGCUUUUUGUUUGCCCAUGAUUUUGAAGUGAGCAAGCCUAGGGCCUGGUGAUUUAAAAAGUUGCGUAUGAUAUCUCUGGGAGCCUAGUUCUCUAUCACAGUUUUUAAGUAUUGAUCUGUUCUAGACAUGAUUUUCGAGGUUAAAUUUAUAGGCAGUUUAAGGAGCCAGCUAAAGAAUUAUGUUCUUAAUUCUGGGCAAUUACAUGUUUGAUUUGCUCCAUCUGAAUACUAUCUCCACACAACAUCUAGGUAAUGGGUGAUUGGAUUGAAAGGUAAGCACUACUGGACUUGUGCAGAGCUUUAACUUGAUGAAUUGCCUCAGUAGAUAUGUUUUUGCUUGCUAAUGUUUAGUUUAUAUAGCUAGAAUCAGCAGGGAUCAUAUUCAGUCUGAUCAAUGAAAGGAUUUCAUAAUAGAGGAGGAGCAUGAUGGAAGGUUGCCAAAACAGAAGAAGGUCAAAGUUGUUUUUGUCUUGGGUGAGCAUUUGGGGUUGAUUCUCUGCUCCUGUUCCUAACCUCUAUGAGCCUUUAAACGGUCAUAUUCCACUUAGUUAUAUUUAAAUCCACAGGAAGUGUCUUCUGAUCCAAUUCUUCAGUCAAAAUAGACUACUUCUGUUCUGAUUAAUUAAACUCAUGAAUUGUACACAGCUUUUUCAACAAAUCUUGAAGGUGGAUCUCUACUUAUUAUCUUUCCUCCAGAUAACAGAGGACACAAGUCCAAGAAACUCGAGAAAGUUGAGCAAAAGACAUGUUGACACAGAUUUCAAUCAAACAGAUAAACUGCCAAAUAAUUUCAAAAUCAUCUUGGAAAAUUGUCUCAUCAAGUCUGCCUUUCUAGUUGUGUGGACCAUAUGGAACCAAAUUUGCUGCUUGUGACUGGAAGGAACACCUGCAAGGCUUUUAUAUCUUAUAUUAGCAAGAGAAGUGAAUAAUAAAAGGAGCUAGUAAUCUGCGCUGCACCAAUUUCAUUUAUUUCAGAGAAUGGCUUCAUAGUGCUUUUAGUUCCUUUGGCUUAGUUGAGUGAACGAGUUUUAGUUGCUCCGUCCUUUUCUGAAUCCUCUAUUUGGCAGAAAAGAAAGUAUUUUUUUUCAUUCCUUGAUUGGCUGUGUUUCAUUGUCAUGGCACCUGAAGUUGUUAAUUAAAGACCUGUUUUUGUUUUUAGAUAUUUGGUUGCCAAAUUCAGUAACCAUACACAGCCACCUAUGUGUCAGCAUCCGAGUUUCUUUUGCCUUUUCUCUUCAAUUUUCCUUUGCAAUAACCCUGACAAACUCACAUGAAUAUGGUUUUCCUCUUGAUCAAUAAUUUUAGUGUUUCUGACCUUGUAAUUGUCAAUCUGUGACCUUUCUCAGUAUACUUGUAUCACAUCUUUUAUUCUUUCUUACGGUGGGAUGGCUUUGGAUUAUGCAUCUAACAAGUGGUCCAGGAAGUGGAAAAGGGACUCAGUGUGCCAAAAUUGUUGAACAAUUUGGUUAUAGCCACCUUAGUUCCGGUGAUCUUCUCAGGAAAGAAAUCAAAGCUGGCUCAGAGCAUGGCACCAUGAUCCAGAACAUGAUGAAUGAGGGAAAACUCAUUCCAUCUGAUAUAACGAUUAGGCUUAUUCAAAAAGCUAUGCAAGAAACUGACAAUGACAAAUUUCUUCUUGAUGGCUUCCCCAGAGAUGAAGAGAAUGUUAGAACGUUUGAGAAACUUACAAAGAUUGAACCAGAUUUCAUACUGUUUCUUGAUUGUCCAGAAGAGGAGAUGACAAAGCGUCUUCUAUCCAGAAACCAGGUUAAGUUUGUGUAAGCCAAGUUGACAUGCUCAUGGUUUCUGUUUAGUGCUUUUACAAAUGUAGGUUUCUUCCUUAUUGUGGACAAAGAAAGGAUCUUAUUUGACUUGCACCCAAAAUCCUGGGGAAGAGAAGAUGAUAACAUUGAAACAAUAAAGAAACGCUUUCGAGUUUUUCAAGAGUCCACUCUGCCUCUGGUUAAUUAUUAUGCUUCAAAGGGGAAGGUACGGAAGGUGGAUGCUGCAAGGCCUGUUGAAGAUGUUUUUGGAUCAGUCAAAACCAUUUUCUCCUCAGCAAAUGAACAGGGUGCCUGAAGCUCAGGGAAUAAAUAGCUUUUACUGGUUUGAUACUACAUGCAUUUGGGUAGUAGUCUCUGAUUUACGUAGGCAUUCUCUCAGAUGGAACAUUCAUCCCUUCUUCUCCCAAAAUAAGUACAAAAACAAGAUGCUGUUUCUUAUUUUUGCGAAAAGAGAAUGUUAGCAUUGGUUAAUUUUGCUUAAUUACAUGUUUCAUGUAUUGUCACUCUUGGAUGGCUACUUAAAAGUGGAAUGGGAGUAAAGGACUGAAAAUGUACAAAACUUGCUGAAAUUUUCACAA